AUGCAGUUCCAGAAUCGAUUCCAGUGGUUCAUGAACCACCAGGCCCCAGCCAACGGCCACUACAAACCAACUUGUUACGAACAUGCUGCUAACUGUUACAUACAUGCAUUCCUUGUUGUUCCGGCCAUUGUGGGCAGUGCCCUCCUCCACCGGCUGUCUGAUGACUGCUGGGAAAAGAUAACAGCAUGGAUUUACGGAAUGGGCCUCUGUGCCCUUUUCAUCGUUUCCACAGUAUUUCACAUCGUGACGUGGAAAAAGAGCCACUUAAGGACAGUGGAGCAUUGCUUUCACAUGUGUGAUAGGAUGGUUAUCUAUUUCUUCAUUGCUGCAUCUUACGCUCCAUGGUUAAAUCUCUGUGAACUUGGACCCCUGGCAUCUCAUAUGCGUUGGUUUAUCUGGCUCAUGGAAGCUGGAGGAACCAUUUAUGUAUUUCUCUACCAUGAAAAGUAUAAGGUGGUUGAGCUCUUUUUCUAUCUCACAAUGGGGAUUUCUCCAGCCUUGGUGGUGACAUCAAUGAAUAACACUGACGGACUUCACGAACUUGCCUGUGGGGGCUUAAUUUAUUGCCUGGGAGUUGUGUUCUUCAAGAGCGAUGGCAUCAUUCCAUUUGCCCAUGCCAUCUGGCACCUGUUCGUGGCCACGGCAGCUGCAGUGCAUUACUAUGCCAUUUGGAAAUAUCUUUACCGAAGUCCUGCAGACUUUAUGCGACAUUUAUGACCAAUCUGUACUAGGUCUCCAAACCAGUAUUAUUUCAAUUAAUGGCACUUAGGAGUGGGGUAAGAGCUGAAAAUUGCACAGAGGAAAAAAAAAAAAAAAGAAGAAGACAACUGCACUGAUUUUCUUUAUAUCUUUUGAAUAUAAUUACUGUGAAAGUGUAAAAGCUGUGUUCUGGAAUUUUCCCCCUCACAGCAAAUAAAUAUAAGGUAGUGAAUUAAUUAUUCAUUCCAUCCCACUAU
Hippopotamus amphibius kiboko is the source of this 956-nucleotide messenger RNA. RefSeq names its product monocyte to macrophage differentiation factor-like. The record is from RefSeq and is a predicted model, not a curated record. Lineage: Eukaryota; Metazoa; Chordata; Mammalia; Artiodactyla; Hippopotamidae. Gene Ontology annotation, molecular function: pore-forming activity. The transcript has a single exon. Gene Ontology annotation, cellular component: membrane. Bases 1 to 717 code for a protein of 238 amino acids.